Molecule: messenger RNA, 162 nt
Organism: Ambispora leptoticha
Lineage: Eukaryota; Fungi; Glomeromycota; Glomeromycetes; Archaeosporales; Ambisporaceae
Source: the annotation of a GenBank genome assembly
UUCCUCCAGAAAGCUGUCAUGCCUUCAUACUACACUAAGAAGCAAAUUGGAGACCUUAAGCACAAGACCUGGCACUACAUCAUGAUCAACCAGUUGCUCUACAAGACUAAUCCCCAUAAUACUUUACGACCUUUAAGGGUCUUGAAAACGAAUGAAGUCUAA